UAUUAAAUGAUUGAAAUGACAAUUCUCACUUUUGUUGUGAAAGCGCUAAUGUAAUACAAUUAGGAAUGACAGUUGAUGUAAUGGGCUUCCUGUUGGCGGGCACAUACACCUCAUUGGGCGUUGUAAAAGCUAUGGAUAAUGACUCGUUUAUUCAAUUAGGAGCAAGUCUCAUUGUUGGUGGUGUUCUAGGUUAUGGUGCAUAUUUGAAUUCAAGAGAUCCCCCACGUCCUUUGUUUCAGUUGUCUACUGAACUUUUGUUGGCCGGUAUAAUGGGUACACGUUAUACUUUGACGAGCGAUGUUAACGAUGGCGCAUUAUUUCUAGCCACAGCUGCUUCAGCGUUUUACAAUUCUUAUACUUAUACCGAAGAUUUAAGCAAUCAAAUUGAUAUUGACGACUUCUUGGGAAGAGUGGAUAGUAGAAAAAUCACUAUUAAAAUACCAGAUAUCAAAAGGGUGAUUGAAUAACUGAAUAUGAAAUUUGUGAAUAUGUAUAUGCAUAUGUAUGUAAAUAUUUAAAGAGUUUAAAUUAAAAAAAAACUACUAUAAUCCUGCGUUAGGAGGCAUUAUAACAACCCUCCUCUUAAACUCGCUUCUCUUACCAGCAAAACGGCGAAUUAACAAAGUUUUUGCGGAUGUUUGCGAACUUUAUAGUUUUACCGCUGUGAUAAUA
Bactrocera dorsalis (oriental fruit fly) is the source of this 672-nucleotide messenger RNA. Its product is annotated as transmembrane protein 14 homolog. Bases 66 to 467 code for a protein of 133 amino acids. The record is from RefSeq and is a predicted model, not a curated record. The transcript is spliced from 2 exons. Gene Ontology annotation, cellular component: membrane. Lineage: Eukaryota; Metazoa; Arthropoda; Insecta; Diptera; Tephritidae.